GUGUGUGUGUGUGUGUGUGUGUGUGUGUGUGUGUCGGGGUCACACGGUGUGUUGAGAGUGUUGUGAGUAGAAGCGUCUAGUUUAGUUGGUGUUCAUCUUGACCUAGAAGCAGCAAGUGAUGCCCCUCCGCCGCCGUCGCUGCCGCCUGUUGACAGGCAUCCAGCAUGACUAGAUGUUGACUUGCACAAAAUGCUAAUGACGCGCGUGGCGAGACGAGGGAGGAAAGAAGAGAGGAGGACUAUGCUUGUGUGAGUGUCAACAUUGCGCCAGGUAGACACGUGGAGACUGCAGCAGAGUGACUAGUAGGAGUGGAUCUCUUGAAGAUACCAUAGUUUGCUAUAUAUCGUGAAAAGAAAAAAAAAUCUGUAGUUGUGACGUGUUUGUGUUAAAUAUUAAGGCAGUAUCAACAAAACUCAGUGCCGCAUUCUGUCUUUGAAAUAGGAAACAAAAGUGCUUACCAGUGCCCACAUUGUAGUACUAGUGCCUGUGGCUUGUGAAAAUAAGAGUACCUGGCUUCUUUCGUAAAUAAAAAAAAUACACAAGUGCCUACGGUAGAGUAACAGUGCCAGUGCCUGGUGAAAACAAGAGUACCAGUGACAGUUCAGUAAAACCCAGUGUCUGCAGUAAAAAAAAAAAAAAAAAAAAACACCUACAGUGAAAAAGAGUGCCGCUAGAUACAACAAUCAGUGCCUUUUCCAUCAGAUACACCUAAGUUAGUGUUAGUGUCAAAGCCAGUACACACGUCACAAGAUGUCGAGCAGCGGCAUAUCAGUACAUCUGGGCGGCGUGGAGGUGACAGUCCUGCCUACUGACGCCGACAACAUCACCACCAUGGGGAACUCCAGCCUCUUCGACCAGCUGUUGCUGCUCUUCCCCGGCGCCGGAGGGGUCGGGGAGAUCUACCACGGGCCGCACAAGGGAAUCCUGGCCCCAUCCACCCUUGCCGCUGAUUUCCGUGCCGUGACUCCCGGCGUGGCGGUGGGCGAUGGGGACAUGGAGGACAUCCUGAGUGCCGCCCCGGGGGAGAGGGACAACGCCCGCCACUUCGGAGCUGAGGAGGUCGGGGUGAAGGAAGCGGUAGGUGGGGAGAGUCCUUCGCCUUUGCUAUCCUGCGUCUCUCACUCUGUUUACGCCCUAGUGUAGGAUAUGACACAUACA
This is a messenger RNA of Scylla paramamosain (green mud crab), 1158 nucleotides long. RefSeq lists its product as uncharacterized. Lineage: Eukaryota; Metazoa; Arthropoda; Malacostraca; Decapoda; Portunidae. The transcript is spliced from 3 exons. Bases 751 to 1143 code for a protein of 130 amino acids. The record is from RefSeq and is a predicted model, not a curated record.